UCAGCAUAUUCUGAUUUCUGUCUACUACCCCCAGAGCCUGUUCUCAGGCUGCCUGAUUGGCUUAAUGAUGACAAACACAAACCGGAAUCCGAUGACCGAGAGGAUCCUGGAUCUGACCCUGGAGGUCAACUACCUGCUGACUGGAGAGGAUUACAUUGUUGUGAAGAGAUCUGAUGAUCCUACAAUACAGAGAAGCAGUCCCUGUAUGUUAAGAGGAUCCCGCAAGACCCAGAGCUCCAGCACGGUGUGUCCACCUCACUCACUGAUACAUGAGGGAAACAAUGAGCAGAACAUCCUGGAACUGACCAAUCAGAUCAUCCACCUGCUGACUGGAGAGGUGUGGAAGCAUUUAAAAGGGCAAAAGGAAACUUACAAGGAAGUGAUGAUGGAGAGUCACCACCCCCUCAUCUCAUUGGAUGGUUCCAUAAACAGAAAUGAAAUCAGUGAAUUGUAUACUUUAGUUUCUUCUUCGGAUUAUAGAACCAAAGAUAUCGAAAUCACAAGUAAUCAAAGAAUAAACUGCGUUACAGUCGGUACACCAAGCAGUAAAUCUUUAAGUUAUGAAUCCAAGAAAGUAAAUCAUCGAGACAUUAAUACGCCCAUAGAACAUAUACAGACUAAAGAUCCAUCUACUCAUAUUAAGGAGGAAUCAGACUCGUGCGAGGAAGGAAAUCUCCCAGACUCAGACAUUUAUACACCCACAGAAGAUGCAGAGAUAGAAUAUCCAUCUACUCUUAUCAAGGAGGAAGCAGUCUCAUUGGAAGAAACAAAUGUUGCUGAAGCUGCCAUUUAUCCAAUCAAUAGAGCUAUCCAAAUGGACUUUACAUCAAAGUGUGAAUCAGCAUCAAAUCAAAAACAAAUUCUCAUAACCAAUAAUAUUUAUACAGGCACAGACCAUACAGAGGCAGAAUAUCUACCUAACCUUAUUAAGGAAGAAGCUGCAUCACGUGAAGCCAGCAUUAUCUCCAGCACCGAGGUUUAUACACCCACAGGAGAUAAACAUAUAGACUAUACAUCAAAUAAUGAAUCCCCAUCACACAAACAAGGAAAUCUCAGAGAAUCUGGCAUUUAUACACCCAGAGAAUAUACACAGACAGAGUAUCUAUCUACUCAUGUUAAGGAAGAAUCCGCUUCAUAUCAAGAUGUAAAUCUCACCAUCUUAGACCUUCUUACCCCCACUCAUCAUACUGAAACACAAAACAAAGGAAAUAGUAACUGCGUUGAUGGUGCUAAGGUUUCAUCUACCAAUUCAGAGCUUGUAAACCAUAAGAUUGUCAACAAAGGAAAUACAUUGGCCAGUACAGAUUAUAUUGGACAUGAGUGUUUUAAGCAGAAACAACAUUUUAUCACACAUACGAGAGCUCCCAUAGAGAAUAUAAUUUCUUGUUCUGAAUGUGGGAAAUGUUUUGCUAAAAUGGCACAUCUUAGGAUACAUAUGAGGAUUCACACAGGAGAGAAACCAUGUUCAUGUUCCGAAUGUGGGAAAUGUUUUACUGACCCUUCAAAUCUUAAGCAUCAUCAGAAAAUUCACACAGGAGAAAAACCAUUUUCAUGUUCUGAAUGUGGGAAAUGCUUUGCUCAAAUGUCAGAUCUUAGGAGACAUAUGAGGUUUCACACAGGAGAGAAACCAUUUUCAUGUUCAGAAUGUGGGAAAUGUUUCACUCAAAUGACAAAUCUUAAGUCACACCAGAGGAUUCACACAGGAGAGAAAACAAUGUCUUGUUCUGAAUGUGGGAAACGCUUUGCUUACAUGUCAACUCUUAAGAUACAUAUGAGGAUUCACACAGGAGAAAAACCAUUUUCAUGUUCACAAUGUGGGAAAUGUUUCACUGAUCCUUCAACGCUUAAGACACAUCAAAAGAGUCACACAGGAGAGAAACCAUUUUCUUGUUCUGAAUGUGAGAAAUGUUUUGCUCACAAGUCAACUCUUAAGGUACAUCAGAGGAUUCACACAGGAGAGAAACCAUUUUCUUGUUCUGAAUGUGGGAAAUGUUUUACUAACCAUUCGGAUCUAAAGAAACAUCAGAGGAUUCACACAUGAGAGAACCCAUUUUCCUGUUGUGAAUGUGGAAAACGCUUUCCUCAAAUGUCAAAUCUUAAGAAGCAUAUAAAGAUUCAUUCAGGCGAAAAAAAUACUUUUUCUUGUUCUGAA
Molecule: messenger RNA, 2152 nt
Organism: Pelobates fuscus (common spadefoot toad)
Lineage: Eukaryota; Metazoa; Chordata; Amphibia; Anura; Pelobatidae
Product: oocyte zinc finger protein XlCOF22-like
Exons: 4
Coding region: 65-2041 (658 amino acids)
Biological process (GO): regulation of transcription by RNA polymerase II
Molecular function (GO): DNA-binding transcription factor activity, RNA polymerase II-specific; RNA polymerase II cis-regulatory region sequence-specific DNA binding
Source: RefSeq, a predicted model, not a curated record